This is a messenger RNA of Plasmodium malariae, 867 nucleotides long. RefSeq names its product fam-l protein. NCBI's taxonomy places the organism in Eukaryota, Apicomplexa, Aconoidasida, Haemosporida, Plasmodiidae. The coding region runs from base 1 to 867 and encodes 288 amino acids. The record is from RefSeq and is a predicted model, not a curated record. The transcript is spliced from 2 exons.
AUGGAAAAAAAUAUUAAGUUACUCUUAUUUAUUAAUGUUGCUUUUUUUACCUUUUUAAUUUGUAUAUGUAAUUUCACCAAUGAUAUGAGUUCAAUUAGCAAAUCAUUAGAUGAUGAAAACUAUAUUGAAAGAAAGUUAAAUGCAAGAAAUUAUAGACUACUUGCAAAAUGUAAGAACAAUAAUGAUUCAAGUAUGAUAGGGUUAAAAUUUUUUCCAUAUAAUGAAGAGAUAGAAAUAAAACACAAGACUGUUGAAGAAUCCUCCAAAGCAAAAAACAAAUAUUCAAAUGGAAGUUCUUCAAAAUAUGCAAAAGACCAUAAACAAAUUGCAACAGAUAAAUCUAAUAUAUUUGAAACAAAAAAAUAUUCUAAUCUUGAAAAAAAAAUAUUCAAAGAACUGGAUUAUUUCGAUUUUCUUGAAAAAAACAGGACAAUUAGUAAUAAGGUAUACCAACAAACUAUAUUUAAAAAAUACAGAUUACGAAUUUUUGCCCCUGUAGCAUUAAUAUUGUUGUUAUCAAUAUAUAUCAUAUUAGAUAUGUAUUUCUUUUAUGGACUUAAAGGGAUGUUGACUCAAAUACUUGUUUCUUGCUUAGGAAAUGGCUGGUAUAAUUCUUUACAUAAUAUUUUGAAAAAUCACAAUUUAAAAUGGUUGUUUGAGUCUACGGAAAAAGUAAAAAAUUAUCUGGGUAAAAUGGAAAGAGGCAAGUUUAAGCCAUUUGAAGAGUACGUUUAUGUAGAGAAUUUUUUUGGUUAUAUAGUAUAUAUUGUACCAUUAAUAAUAUUAGGUAUUACCCUUAUAUUAGGGAUUCUUUACUACCAUAAAAAAGUAAAGAAAUAUCAAAAAUUGAAGUUCAAAAAAAGGUAA